This is a messenger RNA of Drosophila takahashii, 1896 nucleotides long. It is a transcript of the gene fon, whose product is annotated as fondue. Lineage: Eukaryota; Metazoa; Arthropoda; Insecta; Diptera; Drosophilidae. The record is from RefSeq and is a predicted model, not a curated record.
GUGCGCUCGAUUGCAUUAGUACAAUUUUAAUCGCGAGUGUCGAACGUGUUUUCCGGACUAAAGUAAAACAAAUUACCAAAAUGAACAAGCUGCUGAUUUUGGCCCUUUGCCUGGGCGUGGUCUGUGCAGAUUUCCAGGGAAGUAGAUCUAAACGCGAAGAUUUUCACUCUCGCCACUACAGCGCCCACCAGCAGGCGAUUGAUCAGGCCCGCAAGAACGCCGGCUAUGGAGGUAGCAUUGGAGGCAGCUUCGGUGGUGGCUACGGAGGAGUCGCUGGCCAGGUCGAUGGCUCCGCCAACCUGGGCAAGCUGGAGAGCUCCUACGACUCUGUGGGUGCGACCGAGUCCGCCGAAGGUGCCAGUUCAGGAGGUCAAGCGGUUGAGAGCCUGGGUGGUGUUACCGGAACCCUUGGCGGUGGUGUAGGUUUGGGAAGUGGUUCUUCCUUCGACAGCUCUUUUGGCUCUGGCUUUGGAGCCCAGAACGCUGGAUCUUUCGGCGCCCAGAACGCUGCCUCCUUUGGUGCCCAGAACGCCGCCUCCUUUGGUGCCCAGAAUGCCGCCUCUUUCGGCAGCUCCUUCUCCAGCAACGCCGCCUUCCAGACCAGCUCCGCCGCCAACUUCGGCAGCACCGCCGCCCACCAGGUGGGCAGCAACGUUGAGUUCGCUGACAACGCCAAUGCCGGCAACAAGGUGGACUUCGGUGGCGUCAACACCGUUCAGACCUCACCCGUUGCCGAGUACUACAGCCACGAGAAGGUUGUGUCCACACCCCAGCAGGUGACCUACACCAUUCCCGGCGGCUCCCAGCGCUUUGUGCAUCACGAGGAGCGCAUUGUCGAGCAGCCCACCCAGACGCAUGUGGUGCAGUCUCCGGUCCAGACCGCCCACUACUACCAGAGGAAGGUCACCACCACCUCCAGCGCUCCCCAGUUGGUGCAGCCAGCCGCCAGCAGCCGUUUGACCUAUGGAUCCAAUGCCGCCUCCACCUUUGGCAGCAAUGCAGCCUCCACCUUCGGCAGCAAUGCCGCCUUCAACACCCAGUUCGGCAGCUCUUUCGGCCAGAACUCGGCUCUUAACUCUGGCAUCUCCUCGGGCUUCCAGUCGGGUCAACUGGGCCAGCUGCUUAGCCAGACCCACCAGACUGCCCGCCAGCAGGCCGCCUCCCAGGGAUCCUCGGCCAACGUGGUGCAGGCUGGAACCGGCUACAAUGGAGCAGCACAGACUGGCUUCAACUCCGGCUACAACAGCGCCUUCAACUCCGGCUCGCAGUUCGGCUUCAACUCCGCCAGCUCCCUGAACUCCGCCAGUUCCCUGAACUCCGCCAGUGCCCUGAACUCCGGAAGCAGUGGCUCUCUGCUCAGUGGUUCCCUCUUGGGCGGCAGCCAAGGAUCUCUGUUGAGCGGACAGGUCGGCGGACAGCAGUCCCUGCUCAGUGGCUCCCUGUUGAACGGACAGCAGAACUUUGGACUCGGACUCAACGCAGCGCAGACUAGCGGCAACUUUGGAGCCGGAUUCGGAGCGGGAGCCGGUAACUCCGGCAGUGGCUUCCAGACCAAGGAGUGGGAGAAGCAGUCCAAGUGGUCUUCCCAGAACUCGUACGAUUCCAAUGGUCAUGUGAACAACUACAAGGAUCUGGCCACCGGCGAGAGGGAGAACGUUAACAUCAACGGCAAGCAGUACGGCUACCAUGCGGCCACCGCCUCCGUCGACGACAACGGCAAGUUCGGCACCCACAGUGUUCACUCGUAAGGUGCGACGACAGCGAGCAGCAUCCAAAACUAGAAACCUUUCGUGUUCUUAGGGAGUCGGCUAUUCAACUCCGAGUGUUUUAUGUAAAAUAGUAUGAAAGUAAAAUUAAUUGUGAUUAAAAGCAAUGAUGUCAAGUUAAAAACUAAAA